UAGAAUGAAACGUUUGUUAUUUAUUUGGUUGGAAUGUGUACGGACGGUGCACCAUAUUUUUUUGUAUUUUUUAAAAUUGAAUUUAUUAACAUAAAAAUCUGUCGAUGUAUUUACGGAGGAGCACUACACUGAAAUACUUUGUAGCGGCAAUAGUCGGUGCCGCUUUUUAUUGUGAGUGGUUCAUCUACAUCGUACAGCCCCGGUAUUGGCAGAGGCUGGAGUGCAGGGGCUAUGACGCGACGUGCACUAAAAUAUUGUUCAUUGCGGACCCCCAAAUUCAGGGGGACCUCGCUGUUUCGCCGCCUCUCAGCUACCUUUACAAUUGGGAUAGCGAUCGAUAUCUCAAGUCAACAUUUGCAGUGGCAGUGAACCAGUUCAAGCCAGAUGUGCUGGUGUACCUGGGAGACCUCAUGGACGAAGGCUCCGUGUCCACAAUGGCUCAGUUCCACAGCUAUGUCAAGAGACUGUCAGGGAUAUUUGAAGUCACUUAUCCUGUAGUGCAAGUAUGGCUGCCCGGUGACAAUGACAUUGGGGGUGAAACUGAACCAAUCAAGCAAGACAAGGUCAGAGAAUUUGAACAGGUCUUUCACCAGCCGUCUGUGAUCACAUACAAGAAUAUAUCAUUCUACAAAGUCAAUGGGAUAACACACACCGUACCAAAAGCACUGGAAGAAGACGAAAGCAACUUCAAGAUUGUAGUGUCCCACUAUCCCAUUACAAUAAGGCAUAUUAUUGGGCAUAAGGUGAAUGAUGGAAUACGCCCCAAUAUAUAUUUUUGUGCUCAUGAGCAUGAGUCCAAGUAUGUGAAACAGAGUAAAGACCUGACACACAGAGAAACAUACCCUCUUUAUGAUGAGAAAGUGUUAGAAAUAAGUACUGAUGAAGAAAAGCUGUAUGAAAUCUAUGUGCCAACAUGUUCUUACAGAAUGGGCACAGUCAAUAUUGGCUUUGGAGCUGCUAUAUUAGAAAACAACAAUGAAGACAUGAGGUACACAGUCUUCUGGUCUCCAACAAGGUUUCCAUAUUUACGCUUCUAUUUGGCUGUUUUGAUAUGUCUCACAGUGUACUGCCUCCUUUACUGUGCAGGUAGGUUAUUCAGUCGAUUGCCCAAGCAUAAGGCCCCAAAUGCUGAUAAAUUGCCACUAUUGGACCGUAUUUAGUAUUACAGAUAAAUAAACCCUAGGGGCACCUUAAUGUGAUCCUAUUUUUAGCAUUCCCUAAUGACUGAUUUAUAUUAAAAAGCAAUAUUAAAAUCUCCAGAGUUUUAAAAUCUUAUUUAUGUUAGGAAUUUAAAUACAUACUUACUAAUGAGUAGGUAUUAUUUUAUAAUAAUGUACAAAUACUUAUUCCAGGAAAAUAUUUUAAAAUUAAGAGCUUUUAGCAGUGUUUAAAAAUAAUAAUAUGAAAUGCUUGUGCAGUGUCUAUAGUUUUCGGGCGUCUAUUCCGCCCUCGCCGUCUGUAAAGAUGAAUAUUCCAUGACUAUCAACAUGUUAAUUUUGGAAGUUUAAAAUACUUUAGCAAAAUAGUGAUGAAUAUUUUAUAAUUUAAACGAACAGGGUAACAAUUCGAUAACUAUGAGCUGAAUUACAAAAUAUUGUUUCCAAAUCAACUAUUAUCCAUUAUUAAAAAUAUUAGUAUAAUUAGUUAGCAUAUUCCGUAUUGCAUAUUAGGCAACUGUGAAUCUCCUCUUCACUGAGUCUCAUUACACUAUAAGAGAGAGAAGCUUCAGUUGUCGUGAUUUCUAAUUUAUGAAAAUUGUGCAUGUUGUGUAUUUAACAAAACUAUGAUAGUAACUUAAUAUGUAUAAGAACAUUAUUUUUGGUAACAACUUAUAAAAAUUGCAUCUUUGGCAUGCAAUUUUUGUUGUAGAAAGAAUAACCCAUAUAAUAUUUUGUCUUGGUUUAUCAGUAAAUUACUAUUUUUGUAUAGUAAGUACAGUAUUUUUGAAGAGUAUUAAAUCCAUUUAUUAUUCAUAGUGUUAAUAGUAUAACAAAAUACAGCUGAUUGUGGUAUAAUAGUAGUUUAUUUACUGUAGUGUUAUAAAAAUUAAUAGUUUAUACAAAUAAAUUAUCUUUUUUAAUAUUUA
This is a messenger RNA of Ostrinia nubilalis (European corn borer), 2086 nucleotides long. It is a transcript of the gene Mppe, whose product is annotated as metallophosphoesterase 1. The record is from RefSeq and is a predicted model, not a curated record. NCBI's taxonomy places the organism in Eukaryota, Metazoa, Arthropoda, Insecta, Lepidoptera, Crambidae. Gene Ontology annotation, cellular component: endoplasmic reticulum. Gene Ontology annotation, molecular function: hydrolase activity. Gene Ontology annotation, biological process: GPI anchor biosynthetic process. Bases 105 to 1160 code for a protein of 351 amino acids. The transcript has 6 exons.